CAGAAAACAGUCAUAGAAAAAUGUAAAUCCCAUUGUUUGCACUGGCUUUGUUGAGGCAGAAGGACUGAAAUAUAGCAGCCUUGUUCAGUGGGAGGUGAUACCUUUAUUUAUUUUUCGAGAACAGCAAAGAAAGGCCCACAAUAGGAAAGCCCAAAGUGUAACAUCAAAUCCCCCAUCCAUGUACAAGUGGGUUAUUAUUUCUUUUAAAAAGAUAUCUUCAUGUUUCUCACGCCUUGUCCACACUUUGAUUCAGUGAUGCAUUUCUGGUUAGGUAAUUGUGUCAAACCACACCUCAGCUGCAGAUCCAUCACAGUUGUGCUGCUGAAAUUGGGCAUGUGGGCCUUUAUUCAUGUCUAUUAUGUGGUGAGCUGAGCCUGUGAUAAUAAAUCCUUGCAUCCUGCCGGGGUCGUGGACUGUCAGUCUGAGCGUAGGCCUCAGCAGGCCCCAGAAACAGAGGGUUGCUUGUACGACAUGACGUGCCAGUGGGGAAGAUCACAGAGGCAGCAGUUUGCCUGAGAAUGUGCCUUUGGUUUGUACACAAAGAAUUCUGUCACUCUGCAUCAGAGCUUGCCUGAUGGACAAACUGAACCGGUGUGUGUGUGUGGGAGAGAGUACACCUAUGUGAAACACGCCUCUGCAGAUGAACGCUCAUGCGUGCUGUGCAGCAGACGCCAGCAAGUCUGGGGUGCACUCGGGAGUGUGACUGUUUUCAGCAUCAUCCCUGUGCGUGUAUUAAUAGAGCCACAGCGAGGACCCAUCCCUGCCCCAUGACUGCAGGGCUCGCCUUUGUUCUUCUCCCGUAAUACUGACAUAAUUACAAGCCUUAAAGGUCCUCCUCACCUUGCUUUCUCUCUCUCUCUCUCUCUCUCUCUCUCCCUCUCUGACUCCUGCACCUCUUCUGCCCACACUUUGGCUCUAACGCUCAGGACUCAAUCCACGCUCACAGGAGAGCUGUACAUUUAUACCUGCAGGCCUCUGUGUCUUCACAGCUCUAUUUUUUAUCUUGCUGAUCCCUCAAAAAGUGACACAAAUGUGAAAACAUAUCGACUCCAACACAACACCUGCUCCCAAAGUAACACCAGUCACUUUUAGCCAACUCCAAAUGUGAUUUUACACCAGUAACACCAAAAAUGUUGCAGUAAAUUGCCAGUAAACUGCUAAUCUACACAGCCACAGCAUUGCAUUCUGCAGUGAUAUAAUUGCCCAAUGACAAUUUACAGCUGUGAGGCCUCACAAACUCGUUGCCCACAAUAUGAAGCUGGCUUCUCAGCAGCCUGGUCUUUUUUUUUGUUGUUGUUGUUUCUUUCAUUGUGACUGAAAUUUUACUAUGAUAAUAAUUUGUGGCUUUGUUCUGGCUGGCUGCUCGGCUGAGGCCUGUGGGCAAUCGGGAAGCAGUCCAGCCCCCAGCAGGCCUUUAAUGCUGCUGGAUUCCCAGUAGCUGCAGACAGGGUAAGACAUGACCAAAAUGACGGGGUUGGACAGCAGCUCAGCACCACGUUCAACCCACCAAACACUCUGUUUAUAAUUUCACUGCAGCUUGUACAGUGUGUGAUUUAUCCAAGAUGAGGGGGUGAAAUCAAACUGUGCUGCAGUGCAUGAUGACUCUAUCAGAUUUUGAAGGGCGAGAGCACUUUUCUCCACCUGUGGGUCGACUCUGCUGCUCCGGAGUGAGUCAGGGCCGGCUGGGGAAUGGAGACAGGGUCUCUCUGUGAGCCACAGUUUCCUCUCCCACACUGUGUCCACAUGCACCUUGUGAGCUUUUGCUGACUCGGCAGUUUCAACCACAAUUCUGUCCUCUUUUGGCAGCUUGUUUUUCUUAUUUUACGAACCCUGACAUUUAAGUUUGAAAUAAUGUGGGUGACUUGUGGGCUGGGUAUUUUUGUGUCACAUAAUAUUGAAGUCAAACAUCCUUUCAAAGUUUGUCAUUCUUUGUUCUGCGUGUUUUUUUUUCAUAUUCUGGUUACCAGAUCAUGAAAAAUAUUUAUGCAUGACGUUCAGUUUUUGUAGGCUAAUCACACAAAUAAUGUAAAAACUCAAAUUGAAGCAUUUAUCCAACUACAUUAUAUAAAUAUAAUAUCACUAAAUAUUUAUAUCUUUAUAUUCUGGCGCACUGGUGUAUAAUUUUAAUCAAGCUUACUGUACAUAAGCUCUCCUAUAAUGGAGCUAAUUCAUGUGUUGAAACUAGAAAUGAGGAGUUUUCAAUGAGCAGUAAAAUUUUGAUUUAUUCUAACAAACAGAAAAAUAAAAACUCUGAGCAGCCAUAAAGAAUAACCAACCUCCUUUUUGUAGAUGUUAGAAUUUACAGACUUGUAUGCUAGUUUUUACUUAAAUGCAUUUCCAUAAGUCCAGUUAGCUUCCAAAUUAAAGGAGCAAAAUUACAAAUAUCAGAGCAUGUAUGAGAUAACGCACUCUGUACUGUGCAUUAGCUUUACAUUAUUCACUGCCACGGCCGAAAAAAACUAUUAAUACACUCCUGAAAAGUAGAAAUUAACCUGUUUUUAUCUAUUCGACUCACUAAAGCAGCAAAUCCUCAACAGACGAGGCAAGCUGAAUUAUUAUUUUAUGACGUCGAUUUAAAGUAUUUGAGUAAGAAAGGAACGCAUAAACGUUAUAAACGAAACAACGCGAGAUCUCUUUUUUUAACACCAUAUAAGCUUCAUCUAAUUAUUCUAAGUGUUGCUUUGAAUGUAUUUGCUGCUAAAUUAGUCAUAAUUGUGUUUCUGUAAAAGAGCGCCAGCUAUAUUAUUUUGACCUAAUUAUCGAAUUUCGCCUCGUUUCACUGCAAAUAUAGAGAGAUAUAUUUCCAAAAGAAAGCUAAAUUAAUUCGGGCAGGUUUUUCAUUUGUUGUUUUUGUUGUUUGCAGCCCAAGAUGUAUCAUGUUUUCUGGGGAGUGUUUCUUUUGCAUAAGAGACUAGAAUAAACUCAACGCCCGGCCAAAUGAUAUUUAUUUCGGAGUCUAUGGAAGGAGGUGGCUCUUGGCCGCAGAGCUGCAUCCUGUAUCAUAUGUUAAUGAAGUUCAUGGUGGAGCUCCAGUGACAGCCGGCUGCUGAACACCAAUCAGAGAGCGCGCAGAUGGAAUGCAGUGUGUUUGAGGCUCUGCGCUCAGGAGGUGUUUGAAGAACCAUGUCAGCUCCUCCAGUGAUGUAAAGAAGGAUCCCUUUCGCUUUUAUUUGAUUUUGCCUCCCAAUCAGCUGUGAACAUGCUCACUGUGACUUACUACUGCGGGGACGUUUAUUUCAUCAACUUUUCAUUGGACCUAAGUGUGGAUUUGCUCCAGGUUUUCCUCGCUGUCCGACAGAACUCAUGAAACCCUCUUCAGAGCGACGGUUUAUGGACUCGUGCAUUAGCUAAUGAUGUCUGUGGGUUUCCUGCCUGACAGUCUGAAUGGAUCAGAUCCCUCCAAAUCGGCCUUCCUGGACUUUGGCCACGGACACCCCGCGCACCAGCAGCACUCUCCCGGACUCUCCCACAUUUACCCCGUUCAUGGCUUGCACGCUGCUGGGCAUUCCCAGCACGAAAGUCCUUUUCCUGGCAACACGUCGUAUGGCCGCUCUUUGGGCUACGCCUACCCAGGCACGGUGAACACUCAUCCCCCGUCUGCUUACAUGUCCUACCAGCACAGCAAUCACAGCAACAGCAGCAGUCUGGCCCACAGCAGAUUAGAGCAGACAGAUCGUGACAAAUCCACGGUGAUUGAAAACAGGGAUAUUCGCCUGAAUGGGAAGGGGAAGAAAAUCCGCAAGCCUCGGACCAUCUACUCCAGUCUGCAGCUGCAGGCUCUGCACCAGCGCUUCCAGCAGACCCAGUACCUGGCCUUACCGGAGCGCGCCGACCUGGCGGCCAAGCUGGGACUCACCCAGACUCAGGUGAAAAUAUGGUUUCAAAAUAAGCGCUCUAAAUAUAAAAAGAUCAUGAAGCAUGGCAGUGGAUCAGAGGGGGAACACAUCCACAGCACCAACUCCAUCUCCCCCUGCUCGCCCGCGCUGCCUCAGCUCUGGGAGGUCUCCAUGGCGAACAAAGGAGCUCCAAUGCACCCAAACAAUUACAUGAACAGUUUCGGCCAUUGGUACCCGAACCAUCACCCUCACCAGGACGCGAUGCCCAGGCCCCAGAUGAUGUGAGUGGAUUGGUGCCCAGGCUACAGCGAACUUCUCUCGAGGCCUCCUCGCAGAACUGAAAAGCCUUUAAAUGCGUGUUUAUUAUACUUUGUUCGCUGUAUUUCGUGUGAAUUCAUUUCCCCUGCAAAAUUCAAAAGCAGGCAUCCAAUAGUUUUAUUUUCUUGUUUGUUUUUAGAUUUGUUAUGUCAAAGUCACUGCAAGCUCUGUUGCACGGCUUCACAUCCCUGACAUGUGGACUUGUGUGUGCAGUUUAACGAGACACUCUGGAUAAAGGAACUUUUAAAAACAUA
Molecule: messenger RNA, 4408 nt
Organism: Acanthochromis polyacanthus (spiny chromis)
Lineage: Eukaryota; Metazoa; Chordata; Actinopteri; Pomacentridae
Gene: dlx4b
Product: distal-less homeobox 4b
Exons: 3
Coding region: 3351-4121 (256 amino acids)
Biological process (GO): negative regulation of transcription by RNA polymerase II; cell differentiation; embryo development
Molecular function (GO): DNA-binding transcription factor activity, RNA polymerase II-specific; RNA polymerase II cis-regulatory region sequence-specific DNA binding
Source: RefSeq, a predicted model, not a curated record